UAUGAAUUGGCCUACACAUAACUGCUCUAGCCAAGUCUAAAGAGGACCCUGAUGGUUCUGAUGGUUUCUGCCUCUGAGAAAAAUAAUGAAGUUUUUUAAUCAUCCUUUGCUAAUUAACUGAACAAAUCCAGUUACUUAUAUUUGGACUUGAGUUAAAAGAAAGGCACUUAAACAAAAGUUGUUCAUUUCAGUGAUUCAGAAACACAUUCUUCUGAAAAUACCUUACAGUUAUGGCAAUAUCUUACUAAGGAAAGGAAGAAUAUAAAAUACAAGAAGGACUUGAAACAAAAGCUUCCUACUCACAACACCAGAAGCACUUCUGAAAGAAACUGCCCUAGGACUUUCAACCGAUUCUAAUUUGUUCAAAGCAUCAUAGGUUUAAAUUUUUAAAAAGAUAACCAACCUACCUUUCUGCUGUCAUCCAAAUCACCAUGUUUGCAACUCAUUGAGCUCUAGACACAGAGAGAGUCAAGAACCUAAAAAUGAGGCCAUGGUUUGGCUCCUGGCGUUGGAUUAUGCUCAUUCUCUUUGCUUGGGGGACCUUGCUCUUUUAUAGAGGUGGACACCUGGUAGGGGACAAUGACCAUCCUGAUCACUAUAGACAAGAAAUCUCCAAGAUACUGUCAAAGCUUGAACACUUAAAACAACAGAAUGAAAACUUGAGGCGGAUGGCAGAGUUUCUCAGGAUACCAGAAGAUCCCAUGGACCAGGGACCAGAUUCAGGAAGGGUACGUACUUUAAAAGAACAGUUUUUAAAAGGCAAAGAACAGAUAGAAAAUUACAAGAAGAAAACCAGAGAUGUAGGUCUAGGGAAGAAUUAUGAAAUACUGAGGAAGAUUGAAAAUGGAGCUAAGGAGCUUUGGUUUUUUCUCCAGAGUGAACUGAAGAAAUUGAAAGAUUUAGAAGGAAUUGACCUCCAAAGACAUGUGGAUGAAUUUCUAUUUGAUUUGGGUCAUCAGGAAAGGUCAAUAAUGACAGAUCUGUACUACCUCAGUCAAGCAGAUGGAGCUGGUUAUUGGAGAGAAAAAGAAGCCAAAAACCUGACAGAACUAGUCCAAAGGAGAAUAACAUAUCUUCAGAACCCCAAGAAUUGCGAAAAAGCCAAGAAACUGGUAUGUAAUAUCAACAAAAAUUGUGGCUAUGGCUGUCAACUCCACCAUGUUGUCUACUGCUUCAUGAUUGCAUAUGGCACUCAAAGAACUCUCAUUCUGGAAUCCCAUAAGUGGCACUAUGCUACUGGUGGAUGGGAGACUGUAUUUAGACCUUUAAGUGAGACAUGCACAAACAGAGAAGGCAGCACUAAUAGACUCUGGUCAGGUGAGAUAAAUGACAAAAAUAUUCAAGUAGUAGACCUUCCCAUUGUUGACUUCCUUCAUCCACGGCCACCUUAUUUACCACUGGCUAUUCCAGAAGACCUUGCAGAUCGACUAGUGCGGAUCCAUGGAGAUCCCGCCGUGUGGUGGGUUUCCCAGUUUGUCAAAUACUUAAUCCGUCCACAGCCUUGGUUAAAAAAGAAAAUUGAAGAAGCCACCAAAAAGCUUGGUUUCAAGCACCCAGUUAUCGGAGUUCAUGUUCGACGUACAGACAAAGUGAGAACAGAAGCCGCAUUCCAUUCCAUUGAGGAAUACAUGGUUCAUGUUGAAGAGCAUUUCCAGCUUCUUGAAUGCAGAAUACAUGUGGACAAAAAAAGAGUUUAUCUGGCCACAGAUGAUCCUUCCUUAUUGAAACAGGCAAAGGCCAAGUACCCAAAUUAUGAAUUUAUCAGUAAUAACUCCAUAUCCUGGUUAGCUGGACUAGGUAAUCGAUAUACAUUCAAUUCCCUACAAGGUGUAAUUUUGGAUAUACACUUUCUGUCACAAGCAGAUUUCCUAGUCUGUACGUUUUCAUCUCAUGUUUGUCGAGCUGCUUAUGAAAUCAUGCAGACACUACAUCCUGAUGCCUCUGCCUACUUCCAUUCUUUGGAUGACAUUUACUAUUUUGGGGGCCAGAAUGCCCACAACCAGAUUGCUAUUUAUCCUCACCGACCACGAACUGCUAAUGAAAUCCCUAUGGAUCCUGGAGAUGUCAUUAGCGUGAUCGGAAACCACUGGGAUGGCUAUUCUAAAGGUUUCAAUGAGAAUCAAGGGAGAAUAGGCUUGUACCCUUCCUAUAAAGUGAAAGAAAAAAUAGAGACAGUCAAGUACCCCACAUACCCAGAAGCUGAGAAAUAAAUUUGCAGAUGAGGCAACUGAAGCUGAGAAAAAUUAAGUGACUUGCCCAGGAUCACACACCUGGUAAGUCCUGGGACAAAACCUAAACUCAGGACUUCUGAAUUCAAGCCCAACAUUCUAUCCACUGAGCCACCAAAGCUUAACCAACCAUUUGAAUCUAAAUAAAGAUAAAAAUACUCUCAAGAGAUGAAAAGAUACUUUCAUAUCAGAGAUAUAGCUAUUACUGAGUAAAAAAAUUAACAAGUAUCACUUUAGUUAUCUGCCUAAGUCCUCAAAGAGUUUACAAAUGGGGAAAAGUUACUGAAU
Messenger RNA from Monodelphis domestica (gray short-tailed opossum), 2516 nucleotides. NCBI's taxonomy places the organism in Eukaryota, Metazoa, Chordata, Mammalia, Didelphimorphia, Didelphidae. The record is from RefSeq and is a predicted model, not a curated record.